Megalops cyprinoides (Indo-Pacific tarpon) is the source of this 1072-nucleotide messenger RNA. RefSeq names its product retinitis pigmentosa 1-like 1 protein. The transcript has 5 exons. The coding region runs from base 2 to 1072 and encodes 356 amino acids. NCBI's taxonomy places the organism in Eukaryota, Metazoa, Chordata, Actinopteri, Elopiformes, Megalopidae. The record is from RefSeq and is a predicted model, not a curated record.
CAUGGAGGUUUUAGCGAAAGCCGCUGUGGCAGAAAUCUGCAAGCUUGUAGACGACGGCUAUGCGGUUUUACGCUUGGAAAUAUCUCGAAGUGAGAAAGAGAACCAGACACUGAAGCGAAAGCUGCAGAUGCUGGAGGUGAUGGUUGCACGGGGAUAUGCAGACGCCGGACUGCGAGACAGCUCUCCCGAGUGCCGUCCUGACGGGGUCCAGGUUUGCGAUGCAUUAAGAGAGGGACAUUUUGCAAAUUCAGAGAAAGCCUUUGGCAGCCGGUUGGGCAUUGGUCUGUGGAGAGCCAGAGAGCCCACAACUGUGGAUGAGGUGGACACUGUAAUGCAGUCCAUCACUCAGGAUGAGGCUGCAGACAUGGAAGAGGGAAGGCCUGAGUCACAGCCCAUCAAAGAGGAGGCUCUUGAAUGGGAUGUAGAGAACAGUGACCCACAAGCACAACUGAAGAUCAGUGGAGACAGAGCUGUAGUGUCGGAUCCUGAUGGUAGUGAAAGGGCGGACACACAGACUGCACCUGCUAUAGACACAGAAGAGCUCACUGAGCAGCACAGGACUAGACACAGUGUUUGGGAAGACAGUGGACUGGACGCUGUCCUUAAAGCAGAACCAGAAAAUGAGACCGUAAACCUCCAGGAUGCAGAAUCUGAACUUGGUGCCCAGAAACUAAAUAUUUUGGACUAUGAGGACAUAAUUCAUGAGGGACCCUGUCAACAGGAAUUUUUCAUCACUCAAGGGGUCACAGAGAAAGACAAUGAGAAUCCAGCAGUCUCUCGCACUACAGAAAGUGACACAGACAACCUGUCUGUUCAGUCAGAGCUGCUUUCUGGGAAAAGUUUACCCUCUUUGGGGUCUCUGGAUGUGAAAAGAGAGGAGGAAAUGAUCGACUCUGAACUCUUGAAAGUGGAAGCUGAGGCUGCAGACAUGGAAGAGGGAAGGCCUGAGUCACAGCCCAUCAAAGAGGAGGCUCUUGAAUGGGAUGUAGAGAACAGUGACCCACAAGCACAACUGAAGAUCAGUGGAGACAGUAAGUGUGAUGGAGGAUUGGGGUCCUGUGGAAAUCAUUAG